CAACAACCUCAGCAAUUACCAAGGCCUCCUCUCCAACCUCCUCGCCAACCUCCUCGCCAACCUCGAAACUCUCCCAUCCAAUCUUCCACCAGAUUAUCAACAACAAACCCAACCCAAAAUGCCCCAACCAACACCCCCACCACCAACAGCACCCGCAACAAAAGCCCACCCCCACCCAGAAAGCCUGACCUUCACACAAAAGAACCAAAACAUGACCAAACUCCCAAAAUACGCCAAAAUCACCAAACGCCCCAUCCCGCACCCCGCCCCGUCAACACCAUACACGGGCUCCAACGUCCCCAAAACCAUCUACGUGUCGACGACCACCCCCAAGAUGAGCGUCGUGACGCGCGUCCGGAAGCUGCUGCGGCAGGCGGAGAAGCGCGCCACCGCGGGGUUGCACUCCACGAAAGGGGGGCGGCAGCACCACGGCGGGAGAACGCAAGCGGAGCGCGUGGCGCAGGUGCAGGAGGCGCUGCGGCGCGAGGAGGUGCAUGUCAAGGCGACGGGGCGGGCGAUUGCGAAGGCCGUGGCGGUGGGCGAGUAUCUGCGGGAGGCGGCGGGGGGUGGGGAGUUUCGGGUGACGGUGACGACGGGGAGUGUGCUGGUUGUGGAUGAUGUGGAGGUCGAUGAGGCCGCUAAGAAACGGGUGGUGGAGGGGGCGGAGAGGAUGAGGAGGGAGGUGGAGACCGGGGUGGAGGAGGGGAGUGGCCGGGUUUUGUCGAAGGCGGCGAUUAAGAAGAGGAGGAGGGCUGUGAGGGGCUUGGGGUCGGGAGAGGAUGAAGAGGAGGAAUUGCCCGAGUCGCGGACGAGGUGGGUUAAUAUGGUGGAUGUUGUGGUGGGGCUGAAGUAG
This is a messenger RNA of Aspergillus aculeatinus CBS 121060, 853 nucleotides long. RefSeq names its product ribonuclease P subunit p20 family protein. Gene Ontology annotation, molecular function: RNA binding. The transcript has 3 exons. Gene Ontology annotation, cellular component: ribonuclease MRP complex; nucleolar ribonuclease P complex. Gene Ontology annotation, biological process: tRNA 5'-leader removal; rRNA processing; intronic box C/D snoRNA processing. The record is from RefSeq and is a predicted model, not a curated record. Bases 119 to 853 code for a protein of 244 amino acids. Lineage: Eukaryota; Fungi; Ascomycota; Eurotiomycetes; Eurotiales; Aspergillaceae.